Messenger RNA from Didymodactylos carnosus, 1008 nucleotides. NCBI's taxonomy places the organism in Eukaryota, Metazoa, Rotifera, Eurotatoria, Philodinida, Philodinidae. The record is from the annotation of a GenBank genome assembly.
AUGUCUAGUAAAUAUUCAUCGAUUGGUUCGUCAUUUUUAAUCGACAACAUUCUUUCGUCAUCAACUUCAAAACAAGUCUCUGCUUCUGCUUCACCAUCAUUCACAUUAUCUCAACGUUACCAUGCAACAAGUGCAUUUCAUUCAUGUACAAACAAAGAAAAUAUGAUUUCAUCUCAUCUUCAACCCAUUUCAUCAUCAACACCUAAAAAAUCGAUGAUAACAUCAAUAUCACCUAAAAAGCGUUUUGGUCUUCAGCCACUAAAUCCAAAUAUACCAUCUUCAUUUUUUCAAGUACAACAACAACAACAACAACAAUUACCAUCGUUUGUACAUCCAUCAUAUACUCAACAAAAUGAAAAUAAUUUGCCUGUUAAACAACCUCGUAAGGAACGUCGUAUGUGGGCAUGCGAUCGAUGUGGUAAAGCAUUUGAUCGUCCAUCAUUGUUAACUCGACACAUACGAACACAUACCGGUGAAAAGCCUCAUGCAUGUGAUGUAUGUGAUAAAGCAUUUUCAACAUCAAGUUCAUUAAAUACUCAUCGUCGUAUACACAGUGGUGAGAAACCACACAUUUGUGAGACAUGUGGUAAAUGUUUUACAGCUAGUAGUAAUUUAUACUAUCAUAAAUUAACACAUCAAAAAGAUAAACCACAUAAAUGUUUACAAUGUCCAAAAAGUUUUUCGACUCCCGGUGAUCUGAGAUGUCAUUCACAUGUUCACAAUGGUACAUGGCCAUUUCGAUGUCCCGAAUGUUCACGUGGUUUUUCCAAACAAACAAAUCUAAAAAAUCAUCUAUUAAUUCAUAGUGGACAAAAACCUUUUGAAUGUCAAAAAUGUGAUAAAAAAUUUUCAUUAGCAUGCAAUUUAAGAUCACAUAUUCGAACAAAUCAUAAUGAAAAUACAUCAGAAUCAAAUCGUAUUCUAUCGACACCAUGUGAUACAAUCGAUGAAAUUGAUAUGGAUAUUGAUGAUGAAGAAAUAGAUGUUGAAGAUGAUGGUGUAUUGUAA